Molecule: messenger RNA, 600 nt
Organism: Symbiodinium natans
Lineage: Eukaryota; Dinophyceae; Suessiales; Symbiodiniaceae
Source: the annotation of a GenBank genome assembly
AUGCAGACUGGACAAAGAAAGUCACUUGCUUUGUCCAAGUUUCAGCAGGCAGGGAAGGCCACAAUUGACAAGAUCAAGAAGCAGAAGUCCGAGACAAACAAGCCCAAGCAACAGGGAUUCGACGUGGUUCAGAUUGGCAGUCUGCUUUUUGCUGCGUGGAUAGUGAUUUGGAUAGUUGCAGCCUCGGUGAUAUCGGCGGUUUUCUUCGUUCGCUACAUGGGCAUCAUCCAGGACAAUCAGUCUUGGUAUCUUCGCCACGGCAGUGCGCGUUCUGCAGCAGCGGAGACGGCUGCUGUGCUGCAAGCUGCCAUAGAGGCGAAAGAGGCUUUGAUUGCCUCCAUCAACUUCGGGCUCAUCAGGACCAGCUACGAUUAUGCGGCAAUUGAGAGCACUCUGGCACCUACAAUGCUGCUAAAGCCUUUUCUGCGUUCCUUUGAUAUCACUUUCUCAGACAGGGUGGCAGGGCUUCAUAUCCGCCACCAGUCAGAAGAGGGAGGAAGGCAACUUGUGCUUCAGUCCAAUGCGGAAGACUGCUACCUGCUUGGAACACAGGACUCUCUGUUGAACUGCAGAGCUUUUCUCGAGUUUUCAGAUCUCUGA